AUUGUUAGGAGAAGUGGAUGUGUGCGUAAGACACUUGAAGUUGUUGAAAUCCCGUCCUGCUUUGGGUCAGAAUCUCGCUUCUAGUACAGUGGAGAUAUUUCCCUUACACAAAUAAGCACAAUUUCUCAACAGUUGGAAUGCUAUGACUUUAUACUUAACUUCUCCGGGAAUGUGUUAACCUUUUAUAAAACUUGGUAAAGAUAUAUGUGAAUUUCCGCAGAUCCAGAUAUAACAACAAAUAUAUGAGGAGGAGGAAACAGGUCAAUUACAGGGAAUGGCCGUAUCAGGACGUAGACAAGUAGAUCUGCUAGGAUCAGUAGCAGCAGGAUCAGCAGAAGACUUUGAUCACUGUUGUGAGCCAUGUCUUACUACAGGUCAACGUAUAGAAGCUAACGGGUUUUGUGUUACUUGUCAAGAAUACCUUUGUAAAACUUGCCACGAUGUCCACAGAAAAACAAAAGUCUUACGAAAUCAUAAAAUUUUGCAGCGUUAUGAUUUUGAUAAGAUUCAAACUACAAGAAAAUCAAAAAAUGAAUGCACUGAAAAGUGUCAAGUUCAUAAAAAAGAAAUAAUCAAAUUUUAUUGCCCAUCACACAAUGCACUCGGGUGCAAUGUCUGCAUAGCCUUAGGUCAUAGAACAUGUAAAGUUGAUUACAUACCUGAAAAAUGCGUAGGUAUCGCAGAUGGGAAGGAAUUCGAUGACGUCAUGCAAAAACUGGGAGAAAAAUUAAAAGAUGCAUCAGAAAUUUCGAAGAAGGCUAAAGGCAGUAGAAGCACCAUAAAUGAUUACAAUAAAGAAAUCAUUAAGGCGAUCACUGAAUUCCGAAAAGAAAUAAACGACUGCCUAGAUCUGAUGCAAAAAGAUGCAUUAAAUAAUGCUGAGGAAGUAAAGUCCAACACCAACAAAAUUAUUCAACACGUCCUUGAUACAUGUGAAAAUAUGAUUUCCGGCAUAAAAUGCAUGCAAUCAAGUCUACAUGUAAGCAAAUCAACUCAUCAAGACGGUCAACUCUACAUUGGCAUGAAACGGGCUGAAUCUACGCUGAAAUCAGAUGAAUUAAAUGACGCAGAACAAACAUUAAUACAUACCAAUAUGCACUACUCAUUUCAACGAAAUUCUGAACUCGAAACAUUGUUCUGUAAGAAAAUGGUCUUCGGUGAGAUUGUCGAUCAUUCUCGUCAUGAAUCUACAAAGGUGACAAAAGCUGUUGAUCGUCUGAUUGGGAAAGGAGAUAUCAAUGUUAAAACUUCAUCAGAUAAGAGGGAAUGUUAUAUCACAGGAUGUUCAGUUCUAAACACAAAUAAAUUAGUUCUAGCUGAUUACAACAACCAUAAGGUAAAAUUGAUAUCUAUAGAGAACAGACGUGUACAAGAAGAGAAAGCCCUAGACUCAAAGCCAUGGGAUAUUGCUGUCAUGUCUCAGGAUCGGUUCGCUGUAACAAUGCCGUAUAUCAAAGAAAUAGUUGUCAUGACAACAGACGACAAGCUAUCAUGUGUCCGCAGUAUUAAAGUGGAUAGGUCAUGCAAUGGUAUAGACUAUAAUCAUGAUUGUUUUUAUGUUGCUUGUUUGUAUCCUACUAGUGUGAUUGUACUGAAUACACAAGGUGAUAUCCUGAAUAACAUCCCUCUGAACUUUCUUUUACCUGACUAUAUCCCGUGUAUUGCUGUGAGAAAGGAUUCCAACCUCUUGUAUAUCAGUGACUGUGGUAACAACAGUAUAGUGAGUGUAUCAUUACAAGGGGAAGUUACAGCUACAUAUAAGCACAUAGAUGUUAGUGGACCACAAGGUGUGUUGAUGUUAGAUGACGGGUCAUUACUUGUCUGCUGUCUUGGUAAUGGAACAAUUCAUAAAGUCAACGGAGACUUGAAGCAAGGGAAGAUAAUGUAUAAAGAAAAAGCUAAAACCAUUCUGCAAUCCAUAUUCUACAGUUCACGCUAUAAUGAGUUUUAUGUUGGUUGUGACAAUGAUGAUAAUAAGUUGAAAGUAUUUGACACACAAUGAUCAAUUGAUGAAAUCUUCAUUUUAUAACCAAAUUGAAGAUUGCAUUGCAUUUAUUGUUCCUAAUUAUAGAAAAUGAUAAAAGUGUAUUUGUAUUAUUAUUAUUAUCAUUAUUAUUAUCAUUAUUAUUAUUAUUAUUAUCAUUAUUAUAAAUUAUUAUCAUCAUUAUUUAUAUUAUUAUUAUUUAUAUUAU
Molecule: messenger RNA, 2192 nt
Organism: Ruditapes philippinarum (Manila clam)
Lineage: Eukaryota; Metazoa; Mollusca; Bivalvia; Venerida; Veneridae
Exons: 2
Coding region: 275-2002 (575 amino acids)
Biological process (GO): positive regulation of DNA-templated transcription
Cellular component (GO): nucleoplasm; chromatin
Molecular function (GO): ubiquitin-protein transferase activity; zinc ion binding
Source: RefSeq, a predicted model, not a curated record